AUGUCGUCGAAUCCUCGCUCACGAUGGGCCAACGCGCAGGAGGAUGAGGCAGUGGAGGCCGAGCGCAAGCGACAAAAGGAAGAGCGGCGCCAGCGCAAAGCAGCCAAGGCUCGCAAGGCCGAGGAGGAGGAGGAAGCGAGGAAGAAGAAGCACUCUCUAGGAUCGACGGAUGACCGACCCACGAAGCGGCAAAGACGGACGCCGGAGCCGGAUCUCCCGCCAGCAAAGCCGCUGCGCUUCGAGGUAGAGGGCUGGGACAAGUCUCGGAGUGUCGAGCACUAUGAUAAACUGAACGACAUCGAGGAGGGCACGUACGGCUGGGUCGCCCGUGCCACUGAGCUGGCCACUGGGAAGGUGGUUGCGCUGAAGCGCUUGAAGCUCGAGGCUGGCGAUCGCAGCGGACUGCCUGUGACAGGGCUCCGGGAAAUACAGAUCUUGCGCGACUGCAAGCAUCGCAACAUUGUCUCAAUGGACGAAGUAGUCGUCGGCGAUAAUGUUUCCCGACUGGACAAUUCCAUAUUUCUUGUCCUAGAGUUCGUCGAACACGACCUCAAGGGAAUCCUCGACGACAUGCCCGAACCGUUCCUCUCCUCCGAAGUCAAGCAACUACUCCUCCAACUCACAUCCGGCGUCGCCUAUUUGCACAAUCACUGGAUCCUACACCGGGAUCUCAAGACCUCGAAUAUCCUCCUCAACAACCGCGGCCAACUCAAAAUCGCCGACUUCGGCAUGGCUCGCUACGUGGGAGACCCCCCUCCCAAACUCACCUCCCUCGUCGUCACCCUCUGGUACCGAAGCCCAGAGCUGCUCCUGGGCACAAAGACCUACGGCAGCGCCGUGGAUAUGUGGAGCGUGGGCUGCAUAUUCGGCGAGCUCCUCACCCGCGAGCCGCUGCUGCAGGGCAAGAACGAGGUCGACCAGAUAUCCAAGGUCUUCGAGCUGUGCGGUGUGCCCACCGAGGAGUCGUGGCCCGGCUUCCGCAGACUCCCCAACGCCCGGUCGCUGCGGCUGCCACGGUCCGCGCAGACGACCGGCUCCGUCAUCCGCGCCCGCUUCCCCAACCUGACGUCUGCGGGCGCCUCGCUGCUGAACGAUCUCUUGGCUCUGGAUCCGGAGCGGCGGCCGUCCGCCAGCGAGAUGCUGCAGCACGAGUACUUCCACCAAGACCCCAAGCCAAAGCCCGAGAGCCUGUUCCCCACGUUCCCCAGCAAAGCUGGGCAAGAGAAGCGGCGGCGGCACGAACCCAAUGCCCCUGCUCGGGGCCAAGCAGCAGCUUCGCUUGGAGAAGUUGAUCUGGGCGGUCUAUUCCAGAGACGAGAAAGGGAAGAGAGAGGCGCGGGGUUCUCAUUACGAAUGGUCUAA
Molecule: messenger RNA, 1362 nt
Organism: Clonostachys rhizophaga
Lineage: Eukaryota; Fungi; Ascomycota; Sordariomycetes; Hypocreales; Bionectriaceae
Source: the annotation of a GenBank genome assembly